This is a messenger RNA of Clupea harengus (Atlantic herring), 3187 nucleotides long. RefSeq names its product matrix-remodeling-associated protein 5-like. Gene Ontology annotation, cellular component: axon; neuronal cell body; plasma membrane. The coding region runs from base 118 to 2760 and encodes 880 amino acids. Gene Ontology annotation, biological process: homophilic cell-cell adhesion; synapse organization. The transcript has 2 exons. NCBI's taxonomy places the organism in Eukaryota, Metazoa, Chordata, Actinopteri, Clupeiformes, Clupeidae. The record is from RefSeq and is a predicted model, not a curated record. Gene Ontology annotation, molecular function: axon guidance receptor activity; protein binding.
GAAACUUCGAAGUUUGAAGUUCUUCAAACUGGUACCUUUGUUGUAAAAAAUCUUCAGCCAGAAGACAAAGGACAAUACCUCUGUUUAGCACAAAAUAGAUUUGGUUCAGCCCACCAUAUGGUCACUCUAGUUGUCAAGACUCAGAUGCCAAAAAUUGUAAAUCCACCCUCAAAAGAUUUGUCUGUGUAUCUUGGCAAGUCAAUAAACCUGCACUGCGUUGCACUGGGAAAGCCCAAAGCGCAGAUUUCCUGGAUUCUCCCUGACAGAACUUCACUGCAAGGGGUGGAAACAAAUGCAAUGGCCUCACUCUUAGCUAAUGGCACCCUGAACAUUCCAUCAGUACAUUCUUCAAGUGAAGGGUUCUAUAAAUGCAUUGCCAGCAAUGAAGCUGGGGAGGAUACAAUGACUUAUAAGCUCAAUGUUGUAGCUUCACUGCCAACCAUCAAUGAGGAUGCAAUCGAAAGCCUGGCCAUAUCCAUUGGAACAAGUAUCCAUGUGCACUGUACAUCAAAGGGGGAACCCCAGCCAGUCACCAAAUGGAGUCUUCCUGAUGGCACAUGCUUAGAACCCACCAAACCUCUUAAGGGACGCCCCUUUGUCUUUCCUAACGGAACACUCUACAUCAAAAGCGCUUCCGUGACCGACGGUGGAAGAUAUGAGUGCACGGCUACCAAUACAAUGGGCUCUGUCAAGCGAUUGUUUCUGCUUGAUACCAGACUGGACUCCUUCCUCCCUAAACAGCGUGAGCAACAGCAACAUCAUGUGUCUGCCAUGUAUGGCUCAACAAUAUACUUACACUGUUCUUAUCAUGGCACAGUUUGGAGAUUGCCAUCCAAGAAACUUCUUGCACAUCACUACAGCCCUGAAAGCUUUGCCACUGCUUUUCCUAAUGGAACCCUGAGAAUACAGCAGCUGACUGAAAAGCUUGCAGGCAACUAUGUGUGUAUGCCUCAGCAGUCAAACGGGGAGGAUAUACAGUACUUUCAAGUAGUCGUCUUCAAGAAGCCUCCCAAGAUCGAAAACACAGGAGUCCCACAGCUAAGCGUGUCAUUGGGUGAAAAACUCCAGGUGGACUGUGUAAGUUCUGGUUUGCCAAACCCUGAAGUUUCCUGGAGUCUUCCAGAUGGCACAGUUAUCAACUCGGCCCUUCAGUCAAAUGGCAACGGAAGCCAUUUUGACCAUUAUGUUGUCUUUAGCAAUGGCACACUGUUGCUGAAGCAGAUCAACAAAAAGGAUGAGGGGGACUAUAUAUGUUAUGUCAAGAAUGCAAUAGGGGAAGAUGGAAUGAAAGUCAGUGUCAGAGUGCUCACAGAAUCUCCCACGAUUGUCUCCAAGGACCAAGUUUCAGUUUGGGCUCAACUUGGCAAGCCAGCCUAUUUAAAAUGUAAAUCUCAUGUAAAUCCUCUCAGUCCACUCAUAUGGCUUUCUCCUAGCAAUAAUGUAAUUUCGUCCACUUCAAUCCAUCACCAAAUUUUAAAGGAUGGAACAUUGAUCAUCAAAAAAGUUGCUUUAAGGGAUGAAGGGAGGUAUACUUGUUUGGCACAUUAUUCGGCCAUUAACAACAUAGAGCUCCAAGUGGAACAUAAAAGGCCAGACAUUAAUGGACACGGGGGUGAAAGUAGCACAAAUGUUUUAGCAGUGUCUUAUCAAACUAUUCUAAUGGAUUGUAAAAGUGAAGGCAAGCCAGAGGCACACAUUACCUGGGCAACAUCAUCUGGCUUGUCCUUGCCAAUGCCAUAUGUGGGUGGCAGGUUCCAAGUACAUCAAAAUGGCAGCUUGGAGCUGAGAGGAGUGAGAAAGUCUGAUGAAGGUCAGUUUAAGUGUGUUGCAACAAAUGACUUGGGAGAAGCAAGUCUCACAGUCACUUUAAAAGUAGAAACACUUGCUGAAAAGCCCAGCUUCCCCAAUCCGAACAUAGAAAUGUAUCCUAUAAAAUCAGAUGGAAGUGAUAUAACUUUAGAAUGCAUUGCAACUGGUAAGCCAAAACCAGUAUUUGUAUGGAUUCUGCCAAACAACACUCAGCUGAUUCCAGGCACCAGACUACACAGGUUCACACAUCUCAUAGGGAGUGGAAUUCUACACAUUGUCAACCCACUGACGACAGAUAAAGGCAUUUAUCGUUGCCAGGCAAAAAAUGUGGGAGGGCAAGCUGAGAAACGAUAUGAACUACAAACAGGAAAAAAGCCUUAUAUUAGAGGAAGUGGGGGUCCCAUAAAGAUAACUUUUGGGCAGACACUGAACAUGCCAUGUACUGUUGAAGGCUGGCCAGAGGCCACAGUGUCUUGGACCCUUCCAAAUGGUCUGAUUCUGACCAAGCCCCAGGUCACUGGUAGAGUCAUAUUUCUGGCAAACAACACACUGACGGUUAAAGACACAACCAAAUUUGACAGAGGAAGUUACAUAUGCAAAGCUACUAAUACAUAUGGAUCAUCUUUCUUGUCCUACCCAGUCACAAUCAUGGUAUACCCUCCACAAAUUACAACUGCACCCCCUUCAGUGAUAAGAGUUUACAGGGGAACAUCUGUGUCGCUGAACUGUAUUGCCGUUGGUAUUCCCAAGCCUGACAUCUCUUGGACCUUGCCCGGACGCACAACACUAGUGCCCAGCAGUCGCUUCAUAGCACAAGGUGGAAUUCAUCUGACAGGGGAGGGUAGUCUGGUCAUACCAGACCCUGGUCUGAUGGACUCGGGAAUUUAUAAAUGUAAUGCAAAGAAUGUGCUGGGGACAGAUUUUAAAGCCACAUACCUUCAAGUGGUCUGAGCCAGCGUAAAGGUGGAGGUGGAAUCACAUUGCUUGUAAAUACAGCCAACAGGACAGUUAUAAAUAUUUUUGUAUUGAUUAUUACAGUUUUAGUAGCAAUAAGUAGGCAAUAAAAAUAAAGGACACCUUGGUAUUAAUGUUCAUGAAUUGAAUGAUGUUCAUUGUUUGUGAGUUAGUAACCUUUGUUGUUUGUCAGUUUGGUUCAGACAUUUGGAGAUGGUGAAAGUAUAGUUGGAUAAGUUAAGAGGGCCUGACGGUCCCUACACCUACAUUAGAUGAGCUUGUUACAUGCUACCUAUGCCCGCACGGUCUACUGAUGUUUGGUAACCUCAUCUAUAUUGUUAUCAAUGCUACAUAACAUGCAAUACAAGAUCCUGUGGAAGAAUGUAUAAUGUAUAAUGUGGAAUGUUUCCAACUGGUAGUCUGA